Megalobrama amblycephala (Wuchang bream) is the source of this 2907-nucleotide messenger RNA. RefSeq lists its product as uncharacterized. Gene Ontology annotation, biological process: regulation of transcription by RNA polymerase II; negative regulation of DNA-templated transcription. The transcript is spliced from 12 exons. Bases 458 to 2821 code for a protein of 787 amino acids. Gene Ontology annotation, molecular function: transcription corepressor activity. The record is from RefSeq and is a predicted model, not a curated record. NCBI's taxonomy places the organism in Eukaryota, Metazoa, Chordata, Actinopteri, Cypriniformes, Xenocyprididae. Gene Ontology annotation, cellular component: transcription regulator complex; histone deacetylase complex.
AAUAGACUGAGAAGGAAAGGAGGUUAAGGAGGAGAGCAAGACAGAAGAGGGAGAGAGAUAUAGAAAGAGAGAGAUAGAGGGAGAUCCGUGACUGCUUCCUCAGGAUGUGGCUUUCGGUUCAGGGUUUUAAGGGAGGGGGUGACUCUAUGACAACCGAAGACUUACCUUUUGAUCGGUGGCACCUGUGAAAGAAAUGUGUGAGAAAGUGUUUUCACAUUUAAGCAUGAAGUGUUUGCGCACGAGCCAGAAAGAGGCAGAGAGAGCGGCUGCUUUCACACGUGGCUGUGUUUUAAUUUUGACUGCUGGGUCGCACGCUCUACAAAACUCACGGGUCGACAUGACUAGAUAGCACGCGAACAAAAGCAACAGGUUAUGGAUAAAGAAAGAAGAACAUCGUUUUCAGAUGCUAUGAGCGUCCUCUAACUCGAGGGUGCUUCAGCCAUUUGCAACACGCCACAUGGCUGACCAUACAUCUCCCGAACCCGAGUCGCUCUCCUUCGCUCCGAUGUUUCGACCUCAGGCAGAAGGUCAAAGGUCAAGUCACAAUCUUUACCAGCAAAGUUCAUUAAGUGGCCUCGGCCCGUUUGAAGUGACGUGUGAAGCCACGGAUGGCACUGGGAGUGCUCUGAAUGGAAUAGAUCAAUCGGGGAACGCAGCUUACUGGGGGAAUACGUCCCCCGUGUCCUCUAUGGGACUCAACAGGAACAAGGCACAAGCUGGAGUGUAUGAGACCGACUGGAGUUCUCACUGCCACCAACAGGAGGUGGCGGACUGUUACGAAACAACUGAGCAUCAGCAACAAAAACUGGAUUCUUUCUCCGAGGCGUUUUGCAGUCGCAACACUUCACGAAUGCUGGGUGGAGGAGAGCAGAGCGGCUUCAACAACUCUACUCCUCCUUCACAUUCCCUUUCCUUCCCUCUGGUUCUUAGCCCACCUCCGACGCCCCUGCCUCCUCCAUCCUUCUCUCCUCCCAAACGACCUCAACACUUCCUGCCCGGACAGAUCUUGAGCCAAUCGCAGACGCAGACGGAUGGGUCGUUGCAGUUCUUUCCCUCUCUUCCUUCCCCGUCCACCGGCAGGUACAAUCACCCCAUUUGGCUCCAGCUACAAGAUGAUGGCAACUACAAUUUGGACUUAACGCAACACCUCCAACAAGAGUCAAACUCCUCCCUGGUUUAUUCAGAGCAUGGAGGCCCUCAUCUGAAACAAAUAAACUCCCUGCAGAAAGAAUGUUCACUGCAAAUGUCCCUCAACCAUACACUUGCUCAAGAUCACCCUCAGUCCUGCGUGCAGCAGCAUCUGGGUCACGAGCCUGGGACGUCUGAAGAUCACAUGACAUGGCCUCAGAUGGGGCAAUCAUCACAUUCAUAUGGACCUAGUCUGCACCAGUCCAGUCUCCAUGUGCAGGGGUCAGGGCCAGGAGAAGGAUCACGAAUUAGUUUUGGACUGAACUUCAGUUCAGGGUCCUCAGACAAACCUCUGGGAUCCUCCAGCACACAGAAUGUUCCAGGUUCCGUAUAUACUGGAGUGCCUUUCAAUAGUGUGAUCCAGCUGAGUAGAGAGCUCAUGGAGAACUGGGAAGGAACUGUACCUCACUGUACACCACCUCCAAUGCUGAACCCGACACGUAGUGGAACGGGGCUCUUCUGCAACCUGUUGUCUUCCUUUGCUGUGGAAAACAGAGCAAUGUGGACAGGCGAGAGGAAAGAUGAUGACUCACAAAGGUGCAUAAAUAUAGGCCCAGAGUUCCAAGCUGAGCUGCCAGAUCUGAUAAUAGAUAGAAGAGAGCAUGGGGUGUAUCCAGAAGAAGUGGUCAGGGAGGAGCUGUUAUGGAAACCUUGGGCGGAGUUAGAAGAAAAUGACACCCUUUUACAGCAUGUUGAGAAUCUUCUUGACCUGAGCGCCUCCAGUGUUCUACCAGGAGGUGGCGCCAAUUUGGAGCUUGCUCUUCACAGCCUGUCUCGUUGUAAUGGAAACAUUCUAGCAGCGCUGGAGAUGCUGUUGUUUAAAGACUCCCCUCCAUCAGAAAACUAUCACUAUUCUGGCACGGAUAUCUGGACUUUGAGUGAACAAAGACUGUUCCAUAAAGCAUUUACAAUUUAUGGAAAAGAUUUCUCCUUUAUACAUAAAAUGGUGAGAACAAAGCAGGUGUCACAGUGUAUUGAAUUCUACUACAACUCCAAGAGGCUUUCAGAGAAACAAAGGAAACAGAGUGAGAGAGAAAGAGAAAGUUUGGAGGAAGAGAGACUUGCAGCCGUCAUCAAUCAGGUUCUUCCAUCUCCCAAGAUGCUAGCUAACCAACCCAGUAUUGAGAGACUGAUUCACACCCCACCACUUCCCACAAGCUUUCCUUGUAAACAGUGUGGAAAGAUGUUCUACAAAAUAAAAAGCAGAAAUGCUCACAUGAAGAUCCAUCGACAGCAGCAAGAGGACUGGAGAGAAAAGCUACAGAUACACCCAAACCACAACCUGACCAGAGCACUGGCUCAUCCAAACCAGACCCACCAUCAGAAUCACAUCCUGACCCAAAGUCUAAUUCAAAAUUUGGUCCAGUCACAGAGCCAGUUGGCUUUUCUUCAAAGCACAAAGACUCAGAGUACAUGCCCAACCAGUAGUACCAGUUGCAUGGCUUCCACCCAGAAUCCACAGAUUGUGUCGAAAGCGCCCCCCUUAUCCCUCCACACUGGACAUCAGCAGACAUGGGGCUCCCUGCACAGUGUGGAAACAGGCAGCCUGUUUUAUAACAGAGGCUCCGUGGUAAAUGGGCUUCAUUUGAGCAUACCAGACAGUGCAAGUAAACAAUGGACUGAUACCCAAUAAUUUACACUUAUUACCCAAACUGACAGUUUUGUACAGUUUUAACUCUUGCAAUGUUAUAAGAAUUAAAAAUUACCGCUUUUAAACAA